AUGAGCCACACCAUCAAUAACCAAGGCGAAAAGCUGGAGGUUGCCAUUGCUGGUGGCGGCAUUGCGGGUCUUAUUACCGCCAUCGCCUUGUUAAAGCACCCAGGGGUUAAUGUACGAAUCUAUGAGCGAGCAAAGGAGUUCAAGGAAAUCGGUGCCAGUAUCGGCCUUGGUCCUAAUGGUCUGAGAUCCUUGGAAGCUCUGGGAGUUGAGAACGCCCUUACCGGGAAUGUUUGCACCAGGCAGAAGUCAGACUGGCCUAUGAUCUUCCGACACUGGAAAACCGGAGAAGUCUUGGCUACAGACGUACACUAUACUGUCAAGACGAAGAAGCAUUUCACGGCUCGGUACCAUCGGGCUCACUUGCACCAAGCCUUGUUAGAGAAUCUUCCUAAAGGCAUUGUCCAAUUGAACAAGAAGACUAUUAAUGUGCAUGCCGAUCCGGACCGAGGCGUGACACUAUUCUUUGAAGACGGUUCAAGCGCGCGGGCUGAUAUCUGUAUUGGUGCUGACGGAAUUCACUCGAAUGUGCGGAAGACCUUUGUCCCUGACCAUGCUCUUCGAUGGACUGGUUGGGUAGCGAUGCGAGCUACUUUCGAGGCAUCACGCCUUGGAGAUCUCGAGUUUCCUGAAGAUGCAGUUCAUUGGGUGUUCCUUUGUUCUGCCUUCUUCAUAGAUGGUAUCACUGAUACCCAUUUCGCAGGAAAGGGUCUCUUCACAACUGUCGGCGGAUUCCAUGUCGACCCUAAUGACCCAAACGCACAUGGCCGUGACGCAAAUUGGGAUGAUCUUGGCAGCUUGGAAGAGUUUCAAGAAUAUUACAAGGAUUGGAAUCCUACCGUACGUGCAUUUAUAGAAGCAUGCCCUUCUAUCCGCCUCUUCCCCAACUACGCCGGCGGUCCCCUGAAGACCUGGUCUUUCAAAAACCGUGUCACUCUAGUUGGCGAUGCAGCGCAUACUCACGGGGGUGCUUUUGCAGCUGGUGGAUCUCUUGCCAUCAACGAUGCACGUGCCCUUGGCCUCGCCCUCAACCAUGUGUGGCCAGCCUCUUCGUACAAGGGAGAGAAGCCGACAGCCGAGCAGAUUGCCAAUAUAUUCCAAGUAUAUGAGGAUACGCGAAAGCCUCACAUUGAUAAGAUUCUCGGUGUGGUGCACAAGGCCAUCGCCGGCCAGAGGGCGUCGGUCGAGAAGGGUAAAGUUGAGACCGACGAGGAGCUGAGGCAGAGAGUUGCGAGCAGGAUGGACCCUUGGUGGAUCAGUGAACACGAUGUUGAGGAGGCAUUUCAGAAGGCUAUCAAUGGUGGAAAAGGGCCUGAGACUGACGGGUCACGCCCACGACUUUGA
Messenger RNA from Clonostachys solani, 1341 nucleotides. NCBI's taxonomy places the organism in Eukaryota, Fungi, Ascomycota, Sordariomycetes, Hypocreales, Bionectriaceae. The record is from the annotation of a GenBank genome assembly.